Messenger RNA from Lizanozyma spartinae, 1632 nucleotides. RefSeq lists its product as uncharacterized. Bases 1 to 1632 code for a protein of 543 amino acids. Gene Ontology annotation, molecular function: protein binding. The transcript has a single exon. NCBI's taxonomy places the organism in Eukaryota, Fungi, Ascomycota, Pichiomycetes, Serinales, Debaryomycetaceae. The record is from RefSeq and is a predicted model, not a curated record.
AUGUGGAAACCGGUACAGUCGUUAAUAAGUUGUCUACGAUCACGAAAUCAUCUACCUAACUUAUAUCCAUAUAUUCAAUCGCACAAGACACUUGGUUCUAUAAGACCAUCGGAAUACUCCAUUCGACUGGAAACUAUAAAGAAGAAUUACAUUCAGCCCGAUUUGAUUUCUUAUGCAAGGUUUGUUAAGAGGUUGUAUCCGUCAUCAGGGUCCACAAGCGUUGAUCAUGACGAGCUUUACGAUGCCUAUAGAGCACUACCUGAGCCCAGACCAUAUCAUUUGAGACCUCAAGAUGUUAAUACUUUUAUAGACGUAUUUUUGGAACGAAGAGACUUUGUUAAGCCCAACCAAUUGGAUGGUUAUCUUUUGAAAUCGCCAAAGAAAUUGGUCCGACUGUUUGAAGCCAUGAUGAGGGUUAGACACAAUUACAUUGCUCAAACAAAAGCCAUUCUAAGUGAAUUUCAACAAUAUGAUUUGGCCUUAACAGCGGCAGAGAAAACUAGGUUUCUCUACUAUUAUUUCUAUAAGGAUAAGAAACAAGUGGUUGACAGAAUCACUGAAGCAAAAGAGCAGUACAAGAAUGCAAAGUCUACUCUUGAUUAUAAUGAAUUCAAUAUAAAAGUCACGAAUGCAUUAUUGAAGGAUGAAAAGCAGAUUGACAUUGAGACCAUCAACAUGCUUUUGUUCCAUUCUAGUAGACACAAUCAAGAGGAUGUUAUUGAGUUAUUGGUAGGGUCAAUUGAGAAGAAUCAUAAGUCCAAUGAUAAAGAUAAAUAUGUGCCUAACAACGAGACUUUCAAGCGGCUUUUGGAUCAUUAUGGUCAACAAGCAGUUAACCCCGGCCAGUUUAGUCGAUGGAUAUCUACACUUGUUUCCAGUGGAGCAACGAUUGACAUUCAUGUUGUUAACUCCAUAAUAAAAGGUCUAUUAAAUAUUGGUGAACUUUCGUUAGCUGAAGAUCUUUUGACCCAAGUAUUUGUUCUUAGAGACAAUAAAACCAGUGGCAAUCAUGAAGACGUUCAGGUUGAUAAACAGCUUUCAUAUGACGAUGUUAAGAAGUAUAAGAUGCUUAUUUCACAGGUAAACGAUAACCAAUUUCAAAUAUACCCCAGUUGCUCAACGUUUAUGCCAUUUAUUGAAUACUAUUGCAAUACACCAGGUGUUCAUAAUUCCUUUAGUAAGGUGUGGUAUUUAAUGGAUCUUAUGCACAAUGAGUAUAACCUCCCUGUUCGCACCCGGAGUUUCAUUCAUAUAUUCGGUCGAUUUGGGAAGGUCCAUAACGAUUGGGAGCUUCAAGAGUUUAAUCUUUUAUUGACCAAAUUGCUUGACUUGCAUCAAGACACUAAUAAUAACAGGUUCCUUAAGCUUAGUGGCCAAUUAAACGUUCAAGUUGUGAAUGCAUUUUUGCAAGCGCUUUCAUCACUGGAAGAUGAAGUCACUAAGGAAUACACUGCAAGCAUUUUGGAGGAGCAAGAAGGGUAUUUCAAUUUGCUACGAGCCUCAAAGGAGUUUCACUCUCGAGGUAGAAGUUCUACUAAAGGAUAUAUUACUAAACAAGCGACAAUUGUCCACUCCAAUCUUUUGCGCAAUGUUCUCAUGAGAGCCAAAGCCAUAGCUCUGAGACAAGAAUAA